AUGAUCAGUUUAGCAGGGCCUUCAUUUGUCAUAGAUUUCCAGUAUUUGAUGUUUUCAGUCAGUCAUAAUCUUCUUGAACAUCCUGCCAACAACAUAAUCUCAGUUGGCAGACGUUCAAGUCCAGUGAGGGGAGUUUUAGGAAUGUCACGUCGUGCUGCAAACGCUGUGGAUGAUAAUCCGCUCGGAUGGCAAGGUGCAAAAACUACACUCAAGGAAAGGAUAAGCUAUAUGUACUGCAAGGAUGUUCUCGCUGAUGUCUACUUCACAGUUGGAAAAGAUGAUAUGAGACAGCGAAUCCCUGCUCACAAAUUCGUUUUGUCAAUCGGCUCUGUUGUUUUCGAUGCAAUGUUCAAUGGUGGUCUGACUCCCCAAAACUCCAGAGACCCGCUGGAGAUUGAACUGCCCGAUGUUGAAGUUCCGGCAUUUCGUGCCCUUUUACGAUUUCUUUAUUCUGAUGAGGUUGAAAUCGGACCUGAAAGUGUGAUGACCACAUUGUAUACAGCAAAGAAAUACGCUGUACCAGCAAUGGAAUCUGCAUGCGUUGAAUUCCUAAAGCAGAGCCUAGGAGCUGAUAAUGCGUUCAUGCUUCUUACGCAGGCUCGACUAUUCGACGAACCACAGUUAGCAAAGUUGUGUCUGGAAAUUAUCGAUAAAAACACGGCGGAGGCACUGAACGGCGAAGGAUUCACUGACAUCGAUUUGGAGGCCCUAUGCCUCGUUCUUGCCAGAGACACUCUGCGAGUCAAGGAAGCGCAAUUGUUCCAGGCAGUUGUUCGCUGGUCAACGGAAGAAUGUGCCCGUCGGGGCCUAGAACCAACUACAGAAAAUCGAAGAGCAGUGUUAGGGCGUGCUGUUCAACUAAUUCGUUUUCCUUUGAUGACAGUAGAAGAAUUUGCGCAAUCUGCUGCUCAAUCGGGGCUUCUAACUGAUCGAGAAGUUGUUAAUUUGUUCCUCUAUUUUACCGUCAAUCCUAAACCGUCCAUAGGAUUCAACGACAAUCCACGAUGUUCCGGUGCUGGUAAGGAAUUGGUAGUUAGCCGUUUCCAACGAAUCGAAGGUCGAUGGGGAUACAGCGGUACACCGGACAGAAUCAAGUUCACUGUUGAUAGAAAAAUCUUCGUUGUUGGCUUUGGUCUCUAUGGCGCUAUACAUGGUCCUCAUGAAUAUCAGUGUGUUAUCCAGAUUAUUCAUUGUGGUACCGGGAAAGUGUUGGCACAAAACGAUACAUCGUUCGUAUGCGAUGGCUCAUCAUCGACAUGUCGAGUAUCGUUUCGGGUACCUGUUGAGAUAACUCCUGGAGUUACAUACAUUGCAAGUGCCUGUUUGAAGGGUAUGGAUUCGCACUAUGGUACUAAAGGACUACGACGAAUCGUGCAUCAGUCAGCUGCUGGAGGAGUGGUAACAUUCCAGUUUACUUACGCUGCUGGCAACAACAACGGAACAAGUGUCGAAGACGGACAAAUACCAGAAAUUAUCUUCUAUACUAGUAGUAGUUGA
This is a messenger RNA of Haemonchus placei, 1497 nucleotides long. Lineage: Eukaryota; Metazoa; Nematoda; Chromadorea; Rhabditida; Trichostrongylidae. The record is from the annotation of a GenBank genome assembly.